Encephalitozoon cuniculi GB-M1 is the source of this 756-nucleotide messenger RNA. RefSeq lists its product as uncharacterized. The transcript has a single exon. Bases 1 to 756 code for a protein of 251 amino acids. The record is from RefSeq and is marked provisional. NCBI's taxonomy places the organism in Eukaryota, Fungi, Microsporidia, Unikaryonidae.
AUGAGUGCCAUUUCAAGCUUAGUUCUGAUAGGAUGGGCUAUGUGCCUAGAAAACAGCUAUAAGUACUACGACCCUGUUCUUCAGCCAACAAACUUUUACAAGCCAAGCACGGCGGCGUUUUUAGAAAGCAGGCCACUGAUGUUUGCGCCCGAGCAGCUGAGCAGGAAUGCCAUUCUGCACAACCCAGUGGCCUUUGGAGAGGGAAACUUCUACAAGCUUCUGUAUCCAUCAAUGACUCGGCUAACAAGCUAUCUCAACGACCACAGCCCUUUAUUUGGUGAUUGGUACCGCUCGCCAAGCCUGAUUAUGAGCAAGAGCGACAAGGAGGAAGUCAUCUCAGGCCUGUACAAAGCACAGCCCAAGGGCGACAAGGAUUUGAAGGAAUUCUGGGGAUUCAUAAUGGGGGAGCUUCUCAUCAGAGAUCUUCCCGAGUUGAAGAAAAGCCUUGGAGAGCUGAAGGGAAUACAGAACGAAGAGAGGAAGAAGAAAAGCGUGGCCGAGUUUAAGGACAUCGCCGACCAGAAGGACAACGACGAAAACAGCUUCUUUGGGACAGCGUGGUUUAUUCUGGACUGCCUUUCUCUCGGAGUUUCCAAUCGGAAUGCAGAGAUCUACGGGGAUGUCAUUGGGCCGUUUGUGGAUGCAGCCAUUGCCUUCAAGUCUCUUGAGCAUAACUUCUCAAACAUCAUUGGGUCCUCCAGGAGCAUGUCUUCUUACAGAACAAAUAGUACAGAACAAAUAGGAUCUAAGAAGUAA